Molecule: messenger RNA, 2479 nt
Organism: Anarrhichthys ocellatus (wolf-eel)
Lineage: Eukaryota; Metazoa; Chordata; Actinopteri; Perciformes; Anarhichadidae
Product: rho GDP-dissociation inhibitor 1-like
Exons: 6
Coding region: 236-847 (203 amino acids)
Biological process (GO): Rho protein signal transduction
Cellular component (GO): cytosol; cytoplasm; membrane
Molecular function (GO): protein binding; Rho GDP-dissociation inhibitor activity
Source: RefSeq, a predicted model, not a curated record
GCAUUCGUUUCAAGGGCAGCUAAUAACGACGUGUCCAGGGUAAUCCUAACUGGAGCCGUUUUAAUGUCACUCCUGAUGGCAACUUGUUAGGCUAAUGUUAGCCACAGUCUCGGGUUAGCUUGGGUGAAUUGUUCCUGAUUGUUCCAGCCCCAGCUCCUAGCCACUUGUCUCUCUCUCUCCAGUCCCACCCUGUGUAUGAGAGGGUCUGCGCUAAGACAAGUUUAGCCACAUUAACAUGGCCGAUGAUGAGGUGACUCCAGAGCAGCUUACAGCCAUUGCAGCUGAAAACGAAGAGCCAGAGCUGGUGAACUACAAGCCACCAGCCCAAAAGUCAAUGAAAGAGAUCCAGGAGUUGGAUAAGGAUGAUGAGAGCCUACGCAAAUAUAAGCAAGCUCUGCUUGGCCAAGGGAACUCUGAGGCUGAUCCUGAAGUUCCAAAUGUCCAAGUGACCCGGAUGUCUCUGAUCUGUGAAACCGCCCCAGACCCCCUGGUGCUGGACCUGCAGGGAGACCUGGAAGCCUUUAAGAAGCAGGCUUUCGUUCUGAAGGAGGGCGUCGAAUACAAAAUAAAGAUCAGCUUUAAGGUGAACAAGGAGAUUGUUUCGGGACUGAAGUAUGUGCAGCAGACAUUCAGGAAAGGAAUUAAGAUUGAUAAAUCCGACUACAUGGUGGGGAGCUAUGGGCCUCGUCACGCUGAAUAUGACUUCCUGACCGUGAUGGAGGAAGCUCCUACCGGCGUGUUUGCCCGCGGCAACUACGCAAUCAAAUCCAAGUUUACUGACGACGACAAGCACGACCACCUGACCUGGGAGUGGAACCUCAAUAUAAAGAAAGACUGGAAGGACUAAAAGAGGCCUUUGUGUUCGGGGGCUAGGGAAUCAAAAAUCCCCCAGUCCUGUGCGUUCCUCAGCUGCUCCCCGCCAUCCCCACCCUGUGUCCACCAUUUAUGCCUUCUUUGUGUUUACUUUGUUGUACAUUUCACGUCUUAGUUACUGCCGCGCUGUCUUAAAAACCCCGCCAUCCUCCCCACCUCCGUCAGCAUCCGUAGCAGCAUCCGUCCACCCAGCACCUCCCCUUUUGCCUGACGUUUUAUUUCUUGCACACCAACCUGCCAUCCUCACUCACUCUACCCUCCCACUGAGCUGUUUCAUGUAGCACCUUAUUUCCUCACACCCAGCCCCCCCGUUUUAUUUUUAUUCUGGAUUUUUGCUGCUUGAAGAGAUUAACCCCGCCUUCCACCUCUCCAGAAUGGUGUCUUCCUCUCUCACUAUGAAGUAUGUGGAAAAGCAACUGUACAAUCAACUUUUGUUUGCCUUUUUUUUAAUAUAAUUGUAUCAAAGGUUGUGUAAUGUGACUGUAUUCAUAUCACUGUUAAUCAGCUGUAGUGUCCAUAGCAGGCCCCACCACAUCAUCCACCACCCCUCCACACAGCUUUUGUUUGUUUGCCGUCUUUUGAUAGAAUUACCAAUACCUGCCUUGUAAAACAAUUCAUAGAGAGCUGCUGUACAGCGCCUCUCUCCCUUCCCUACAUGUAUUCACCCACUCCCCUUCAAAUGGGGACUGGGGCCAAAGUGAACAAGGAAGUUAAAAAGUAAAAAAAAAAAGCUGCCUUAUGUGUCGACUGUCUAAACCUACUGUCUAUUGCCUUGCGAGUACAGGCGGUGCUUGCUAUCAGGUAGUCUGUAUAUCAAGGGCUUACUCUCGCUACCAACCAAUAACCACCUGUAGCCCUGUUGUAGUGGAGAAUGUUUAUACAUAUACUCAGAUACAGGCUCUUCAAAAUACACUGACCUUGUGAUUCAAGGGGACUGAAUGUUAAAUUGGAGAAAUGGUACAAAAACCCAGUGAAAAAUCCAUAUUGUUGGAUCUUGGCACUCUUGUUUCUUUUAGCCAUGAGGCCUUAGCACAAACUAUAAUUAUGUGAAAAACAAACCUUUGUAAUUGAGCAUUAUUUUUUAGUUGAUCCCCUUUGCCUUAUUGCACAUCAUCAAGCCUCCCUCCCCCCCCUCGCUCAUUCAGAUUGCUUCAUAAUUUGUAGCCACAGUCAGGACAUCCCAGAGAAAGCACAGGAGGAGGCUGAGCCAGGUACCGUCUGCUGCUGGAGACCUCGGCGGUGUCUGGUCCCACCCACAGACCGACACUGGUAGUGAAGAGAGAAAGCUGACCCCCCCCGCCCCCAGUGACCCUCUCAGAAAGAAAGCAGGUCAUGUGACACUACCACCGAAACAUGCUUAAUAUUUAUUGAGGGUUUUUAAACGCAACUGACCAGAAACAUUUCAUUGAAAUCAACUCGUACUGUACCAGAACUUAUGGAUGUACAUUUUUUUUUUGUUUGUUUCUUCUGAUAAUGACGACCAUGUAUUCCUGCUCCAUACAUUCCUUCACAUUGUACAGUUUCUAUGAAAACACUGGCAUGCUGGUGGGGUUGUAUAUUCUAUCAUUUGUGAUUGCUCUUCUCAACCAAUAAAGAUUUUGCUGAA